Molecule: messenger RNA, 2113 nt
Organism: Python bivittatus (Burmese python)
Lineage: Eukaryota; Metazoa; Chordata; Lepidosauria; Squamata; Pythonidae
Source: RefSeq, a predicted model, not a curated record
UUCUGGCAUAUCAGUGAAACAUAAGAUAUCAUCACUUGCAUACAACAGGAUCUAAAGAUUUACCUUUUAUAGCUUAAUACCCAAUACCUGCAUUGUCUAUAACAAUCUUCAAAUGUCCCUUCUACAGUCAGUAAUUCACAGAGUAAUUCUCCAAGAAGACAUGUUAAGACAAAUAAAACCGCAUCCUUAAUUUCAGCAUUAGAAGAACUGAUUGUACAGAGAUGCACUUUUAUGAUUAUAUUGAAAUUCCGCUGCUUUCAUAUUCUGCAUUUACAGUGCAACAUUUUAUGUCCUUUUGGAUAUCCUGCUGAGUUCUGCAGGAUUCACUACAGUCUUAUGCAUAUUUAUUUGAGAGUAGUUGCAUUUGACUAGAGACUGUCCUACUGAAAUCAGUAUAUAGUGAUGGGAUUUUCUUUUCUUUUGUAGUGGGUUAAUGGGUCUUCUUUGCAUCUUCAACUGUGUUAAACAGCUUUGGGAUAUUUUCAGCUACCAAAUGGGAGAAUACCCAUACUGCUUUUUUGGCACUGUCUCACCAAACUUUUGUGGCCUAACAGGAGAUAGUUCUAAGAACCACAAAAAGAGAUUAAUGUCACCUUGGGGGUUGCAUAUUGCUAACAGCUGAGUCCUGACUUGGGGCCUCUCUCCCCAUAUAUAUGCAAACCAUAAAUCAGCUGCCUCAGACCCAGUUUUCUAUGCCAGUUGCAUUCUUGGCUCUUUUCUUUGAACAGUCACUUAAAAUAAGAAAUGCUACAAAACUAACAUUAUCUGUAGUGUAUCCUUUCACAACUGGAAACGUGAGGCUAGUAUUUGUUCCCUGCCUGACAUUAUCUUCCCUUUAGAAGAACUUAAAAAAAAAAAAAACACAGUAAGUAGCAAUUCAAUUUUGGCAGCAGCGCCAUGUAUUUAAAUUUCUGUUCCUCUCUCUCUCACACACACACGCGUCAAGUCAUCCCCUAAGCACUGUUCAUCAAGGGCCGAACUAGUCCAGACUUGAAAUACUUUACAGUCUGUCAAUGUGAGGGCACCCUUGCGAUCGGGACACCGACCGGCAAAGAAGAGAGGCUUAUCCUCCUUCCUGCGCCGCGUUUCCCACCUGUUAGUCCCCGCUCCCGUCUUCGUGAGGCGGAAGCUGCCAUUACUAGACCAUGGGCAAGCAGCCGUCAGUUGAAUCAGCAAGCCCAGGAGGGUCUGCAACAUCAGAUGACCAUGAAUUUGACCCAACAGCAGACAUGCUGGUCCAUGAUUUUGAUGAUGAACGAACAUUAGAAGAGGAAGAAAUGAUGGAAGGUGAAACAAAUUUCAGUUCUGAAAUAGAAGAUCUUACAAGGGAAGGUGAUAUGCCAAUUCAUGAGCUUCUUAGCCUUUAUGGUUAUGAUGGUUCUGUACCACUACCAGAAGAGGAAGAAGAGGAGGAGGAGGGUGAGGGUGAAGAUAAUGAUAACAACAGUGGGUGCAGUGGAGAAAAUAAAGAGGAGACUAUAAAGGAUUCAUCAGGUCAGGAGGAUGAGACGCAGUCCUCCAAUGGUGAUCCAGUUUCAUCUGUUGUACCAGAAAUAAUUCGCCCACGGCGUUGUAAAUACUUUGAUACAAAUAGUGAAAUAGAAGAGGAAUCUGAAGAAGACGAAGACUAUAUUCCUUCAGAAGACUGGAAAAAAGAAAUCAUGGUGGGUUCCAUGUAUCAAGCUGAAAUUCCAGUUGGUAUAUCUAAAUAUAAAGAGAAUGAGAAAGUGUAUGAAAAUGAUGAUCAAUUGCUAUGGAAUCCAGAUUACUUGACUGAAGAUAAAGUGAUUGAAUUCCUUAAUGAAGCCUCCAGACGAACAGGUGAUGAGAGAGGAAUUGAUGCAAUUCCUGAAGGAUCUCAUAUUAAAGAUAAUGAACAGGCUUUGUAUGAAUUGGUGAAAUGUAAUUUUGAUACAGAUGAGGCAUUAAGAAGAUUGAGAUUUAAUGUAAAAGCAGCCCGAGAGGAGCUGUCUGUCUGGACAGAAGAAGAAUGUAGAAAUUUUGAACAAGGUUUGAAGGCUUAUGGAAAAGAUUUUCACUUAAUCCAAGCAAACAAGGUUAGUAACUUGUAUCAUGAUGAAAGGCAUUAAGUGCAGAGAUGUAAAUGCCUCAU